Naegleria gruberi is the source of this 435-nucleotide messenger RNA. RefSeq lists its product as uncharacterized. The transcript has a single exon. Lineage: Eukaryota; Heterolobosea; Eutetramitea; Acrasida; Naegleriidae. The record is from RefSeq and is a predicted model, not a curated record. The coding region runs from base 1 to 435 and encodes 144 amino acids.
AUGUCACAAGAUAACAUCCAAACCUUCACAACUCCAAUAGAUUCUUCGGAGAACCAACAUUUAGUUUCGAAUAACAUUUCUGGUCUUAAUGGCCUUCCACAUCAUUUAUUAGAAACCAUGAUAACUAACAUUGGAGUUAGUGUUGCUGAUCUUUCCAAGAAGCAUGUUGUUUUGUUGGUGUUUCUUCGAUAUUUUGGAUGUGUUUUCUGUCAGAGAAGUAUUGUGGAUAUUGUAAAUAGUUUAUCCAGCUUGAUUAAACUAAACUGUAUACCUGUUUUUGUACAUCAGGAAAGUGAGCAAGAGGCAGAUGAAUUCUUUUCACGGGCUGGAAUGCCAAAACCACUUUCGAACAAACAAUUCGAAACUUCACAAGAUUCGUCCAACUCUGAACUCAACAAAGAAUCAAGUGAACCAACGAGGAGAAUUGAUGAGUAA